AUGUCUGGUACUUGCCGUCUCUACUCGUUCACCAACCCUGGCCGUGAGGUCACUGGCCUCCACAGUCCUUGACAGAUUAAAGAUGGCGCCCUCGCAUACACUGAGGUGCUGCAAGCGUACUAUUAACUGGAUACCUGUCCUCUUUAUCAACCUGGUCGUGGGAUGGUCGUACUACGCUUAUGUUGUGGAGCUUUGUGUUUAUACAAUCCCCAAAAAUGCAGAGCGAAUUGGCUACUUGGUCAUCUUCCACGUUUUCUUCUUCGUGUUCAUAUGGUCUUACUGGAAAACUAUCUGGACAAGACCAGCUGAACCAUCAAAAGCGUUUACCCUGCCGAGAGCGGAGAAGGAACUGUUCGAAAGAGAAGAGCGAGCUGAGAUGCAACAAGAAAUUCUAAAGAAAGCGGCGAGAAUUUUACCUGUCUACACUCGUACAGCAGGAGGAGCCAUUCGAUACUGUGAUCACUGCCAGGUAGUUAAACCUGAUCGCUGUCACCACUGUUCCACCUGUGAGACGUGUGUGCUCAAAAUGGAUCAUCACUGUCCCUGGGUAAAUAACUGUGUCGGCUUCUCCAACUACAAGUACUUUGUCUUGUUUUUGACAUAUGCCUCACUCUACUGUGCAGUAAUUUGUGCAACAGUCGUCCAAUACUUCAUCAAAUUCUGGACUAAACAGCUUCCUGACACACAUUCAGCCAAAUUCCACAUAUUGUUCCUGUUCUUUGUGGCGGUGCUGUUUUUCAUCAGUAUCUUAUCGCUCCUCAGCUACCACCUCUGGCUUGUAGGCAAGAACAGGACCACCAUAGAGGCUUUUAGGGCUCCAGUGUUUGCAAAUGGUCCAGACAAAAAUGGAUUUUCACUCGGCUUCAAGCGGAAUGUAGCUGAGGUGUUCGGGGAUGAAGCAAAAUACUUUAUAUUUCCUGUUUUUUCCAGUCUGGGGGACGGACAUUCAUUUGUUACCAGAUUGGUGCACAUAGAUCCUGAACAGGCAAACAGAGUCCUGCAGCAAAAUGGCAAAAGCCCUUCCAUGGAGGAACCAAACCCUAAUGUGCUAGCCAAUGCUACGCAACACAUAGUGGAUGAAAACAUGAAGAACAAUGGUGCCGCCCAGAUCGUGUCCGUGGCCAUGGAAAGAGAGCAAUAGAAGCAGGUCAUAUCAGGCACAACAGCAGACCUCACACGCUGCCUUGACCAUCAGCACAUCCCCGGAAGCCGUCACCUCUCCUAAGAUAGGAUUGAACUGUCUCAUUGCCCUUUUUUUUAUUUAACGACCUUGCCACACUGCCAAUACUGCUCUAAACGUGUGCAGUAGCAGUCCAUAAUUGAUGCACAAGUUUUGUAUUUUGUUGUGGUCCAAAUAAAUUAACAGCUCACUGUUAGUGCUUUACGCUA
Molecule: messenger RNA, 1389 nt
Organism: Entelurus aequoreus (snake pipefish)
Lineage: Eukaryota; Metazoa; Chordata; Actinopteri; Syngnathiformes; Syngnathidae
Product: palmitoyltransferase ZDHHC20-B-like
Exons: 13
Coding region: 83-1141 (352 amino acids)
Biological process (GO): synaptic vesicle maturation; protein targeting to membrane; peptidyl-L-cysteine S-palmitoylation
Cellular component (GO): Golgi apparatus; endoplasmic reticulum
Molecular function (GO): protein-cysteine S-palmitoyltransferase activity
Source: RefSeq, a predicted model, not a curated record